GGGGAUUUUCCUUUCCGAGCUACGCUAGCUUGUUAGUUGCCGAAGUAGCUAAAGGCGGUGGAAGACUUUUUGGUAGUCAUACAUCAUAUAAUUUAUCAUACACAGACUGCUAAUACGACCUUCAUGUGUCCUUCUUUUACUCGUUUGUCUGGAUAUUCGAGCUUUUUCAUCAACACACGCCUGGCUCAUGUUUUUCCGCGGGUCUAAAAAGCGACGAUCCUGCCGCUCGCAGGAGGACGAAGACCCAGACGGAGGGCAGCCCUGCAUGCGCUGCGGAGACCGGUGCCCCGGCUUCCGCGUCCACGGAUGGAGGAAGAUCUGCGUCCACUGCAAGUGCGUGCGGGAGGAGCACGCCGUGGGUUCGAUGCCGGGCCAGUUGGAGAAGAGGAUGACAACGCUGGUGUCGGACUUCCAGAGGCACUCCAUCUCCGACGACGACUCGGGCUGCGCCUCCGAGGAAUACGCCUGGGUUCCGCCCGGCCUCAAGCCGGAACAGGUUUAUCAAUAUUUUAGCAGCUGGCCAGAGGACCGGGUGCCUUAUGUGAACAGUGCGGGGGAACGUUACAGAAUCAAACAGCUGCUGCACCAGCUUCCUGCCCAUGACAGUGAGGCGCACUACUGCAGCUCGCUGAACGAGAAGGAGAAGCGGGAGUUGCGUUCGUUCAGCCAGCAAAGGAAACGGGACAACGUGGGUCGCGGCGUGGUCAGACUCUUCCCCGUGACCAUGACCGGCGCCAUCUGCAAGCAGUGCGGCAGAGAGAUCAGCGGCGGAGACGUCGCCGUGUUUGCCAGUCGUGCGGGAAACGGCGCCUGCUGGCAUCCUCGGUGUUUCCGGUGCGCCUGCUGCGAUGAGCUGCUGGUCGACCUGAUUUACUUCUACCAGGACGGCGACGUCUACUGCGGCCGCCAUCACGCCGAGAGGCUCAAGCCCCGAUGCCAAGCCUGCGACGAGAUUAUUUUUGCAGAUGAAUGCACAGAGGCGGAAGGAAGGUUCUGGCACAUGAAGCACUUCAGCUGUUUCGAGUGUGAGGCAGCGCUGGGCGGUCAGCGUUACAUCGUGAGAGAGUGUCGGCCGUACUGCUGCUCCUGCUACGAGUCGCUGUAUGCAGAGUACUGCGACACCUGCGGGGAACAGAUAGGUAUCGGCCAGAGUCAGAUGACGUACGAGGGCCGACGCUGGCACGCCGCGGAGUCGUGUUUCUGCUGCGCCCGGUGCCGUCUGCCCCUGCUGGGUCGCCCCUUCCUGCCUCGACGGGGGCUCAUCUUCUGCUCCCGGGCCUGCUCGCUCGAGGAGGACCCCGAUAACUCGGACUCCUGCGACUCGGCCCUCCAGAGCCGACCUCUUCAGCGCAGACGCUGCGGGCCGGCCCAGCGCCACCGGGGACUCCAAUGCGGUUCUCCGUUGCAACCGAUCCAGGGUGGCGAGCCGCUGAUAACGAGUGUGAAGUGUUGCACUCCCGUCGGAAGCGGCCUUUCUUCCUCCGGUGGUCUUCCUCAUCCGAGAGGCUCCUCCUACUCGCCCCUCCCCCACAUUCAUCGCGGGAACGGCCUCGCCCCCCCUUGGCCCCGCAACCUGGCGCAUUACACUUUAUCACCGGAGGGCGGCGGCGUCAAACCUCCGGCCGACGCCCUCUUCAAUGGGCAUCCUACACUUCCUCCUACUGGUCUGUGUUCAAGAGGAACCUCGACCGCUCAAGACAGUCGGAACGGCGCGGAAGAGACCAAUCCUCUCAUAAAAGACUCUCUCCGGACAAACGCGUCACCUGAGCCGCCCCCCCUGCCCCCGCCGCUUCCCAUCAAGUCCCGAGACCUCGUGCCGCAGGAUCCGUCUCCGCCGCCGUCUCGAAGCGGGACUGCGAGGGUCAGCUUCAGAGAACCCAUCAGCAGCAGCUACUCCGUGGAUGAGGCGGAGGCGGGGGACCCUGACGGCGCUCGGGACGGAGGCGAGGCGGAAGGAGGCUGCGGAGGCGGGCUGCGGCUGCAGAAAGGCAUCCCGCCGCAGAUGGAGCUACUGGCAGACGGCUCCUCUUCCCACCGAGGCGGUCUGCGGCGAGGGUGGUCUCGUUGCCACGUUUCAUCCGACCCGGGGCCCCCCCCGGCCCCGGGAGGUCGCUCGCGGGCCGAACCUCUUCGACCGGACGCCGCGGACAGCCGAGGCGAGGCGGAAGGAGACGCCUCCUCGCCGGGCCGCCGGCGCGAGCUGGAAGACUCGUGUUCCACGUGCUCGUCUUCCUCGGACUCCGAGCGGGAGGGCUACUUUCUCGGGCGGCCCGUCCCUCUGCCGCCGCAGCUGCGAAAACGCCAACAAGGAACAAAUGCGCAAGUGGAAGCGCAGCCGGCGGCCGGACGGGGCCCGAGGGACAGUUUCAGGCGUCUCGGCGCUAAGGACGGAGAUAAAAACUGCUCGGUCUCUUGACCCGAGGAAUGGGAGCGCCAGAAUGGCUAUGAAGGACCGUGUCCGGGUGUCAUGACUUUUAGAAGAGGUUGCCGGUUCAAAUGCGGACUGGAGUUUGAAUAUUUGCCCAAGUACGGGCGUUGCGUGGCUUUCCUCUGCGUACGCUGGAUUCCUCCCGCUUUCCAAAACGCACUCGCCGGUUUCAUUUUUUGCGCGCCGACAUCUACAUAACACCAUCCCAAAAUUGGGUUCAAUUGCCAAUUUAACGUGCUUAAAAAUGAAAUUAACCAGACAAAAAGCCGUCAUCACCUUCCCGCCGAUCUUAAAACCGUGAGUGACUCAACGGUUUGGCGUGUAGAAAUCAUUUUUGCCCGGCAGCGAGCCUUGUGGCUCGCCGUUUUCUCCUUCCCCAGUCUACAAACUAUUCGGGCGUUCGAUCUUGAGGCGACGCAGUUCAUAGAUUUGUUCUCAAAAUGUUUUCAACACGCUAUCAGCGUCAAUAAUGUGGAAAGACCAAAAGUAUCGAUUUAGAAAGAAAUUUAAAAUUGGGCGGCACGGUGGCGUAGCUGGAAAGCGUUGGCCUCACAGUUCCUGAGGUCCCCGGUUCAAUUCCGGACCCUGCCUGUGUAGAGUGUGCGUGUUCUACCCGUGCCUGCGUGGGUUUUCUCCAAGUGGGCUCUCCGGUUUCCUCCCACAUCCCAAAAACGUGCAACAUUCAUUGGACACUCAAAAUUGUCCCAAGGUGUGAUUGUGAGUGAGGCUGUUUGUCUCCAUGUGCCCUGCGAUUGGCCGGCGACCAGUUCAGUCCUGCACGUUGACAGGCAGGAUAGGCUCCGGCGCUCCCCCGCGAUCCUUGUGAGGAUAAGCGGCAAAGAAAAUGGAUGGAUGUAAAAUUGAGCAUAUUGGACAUGGUACCCGUGUUUGCCUGCAUUGUACUCCACUACAGUACUGUAGUUACUUUCCGAAUUGAGUGGGAAGCGAGGAAAAGAGAAGAAAUUCCUCUUAACUCUCUUUCUUGUUUCCUACCAACAUAAAAAUAGUCACAUUUUUAUCUACAUAUUUAUUUUACUUUUUUAACAUUUUGGCGAGUGAAGAAAAUUCCGUUAAUGAGCCAAAUGUAAUAGCCUGGGGACGAAGCAAAAUGUACAUUCCUCCUCACCCCCCCCCCCGGCACUAGCCCUGAAACACCCCCCCCCCCCCCCCCCAUGAAAAAUAUCCAAUUUCCACAUUCAGAAGAUGGAUGUUGACAGACCGCCGCGAUUGGCUGCUGCCCGGCCAAAGGUCACCCCCAAAGUACAGCGAACUAAUGAGGAUAAGCACUAUAAAAAUGGAGAGAAAUAAACAUUGACUAAUUAUUAACUUAGUGUAGCCCGGCAAAAGCCUUGAUUUCAGAUGAAAAUAUUUGUGUAGUCAUUUGUUUGUUUGAUGUUUCGAUGAUGACAUUUUGCCACGUUAAAUGUGGAC
Molecule: messenger RNA, 3859 nt
Organism: Syngnathoides biaculeatus (alligator pipefish)
Lineage: Eukaryota; Metazoa; Chordata; Actinopteri; Syngnathiformes; Syngnathidae
Gene: prickle3
Product: prickle homolog 3
Exons: 11
Coding region: 188-2416 (742 amino acids)
Molecular function (GO): zinc ion binding
Source: RefSeq, a predicted model, not a curated record